AUGGAUUGUUCAUCAUACAUCAACACUUCCUUGGAUCUCAACAUUACUCCUUAUACAGUUCAACAAAUACUUCCAAAAAAAGACCUGGAAAACAACUUUUUCUCCUUGGGGAUCACCAGCUUUUCUCUCAAAGAUGAGUCCAUUGAUGAACUGGAAGAGGAACUGAAAAGGGUGACAGCAGAAAACAAGAAAUUGGUGGAAAUGCUCUCGGUUGUUUGCGAAAACUACAACGCUUUGAGAACCCAUUUGAUGGAAUAUAUGAGUAGAAAUCCUGAGAAGGAACUUAGCACAACAUCCAAGAAAAGAAAAUCCGAAAGCAGCAAUAAUAACAGUAAUUUGAUUGGAGUUAACAAUGGAAACUCUGAAACUAGUUCUACCGAUGAAGAAUCGUGUAAGAAACCAAGGGAGGAAGAAAUUAUUAAACCCAAAAUUUCAAGAGCUUGUGUUAGGACUGAUGCAUCCGAUACCGGACUUAUUAUGAAGGAUGGAUACCAUUGGAGGAAAUAUGGACAAAAAGUGACUAGAGAUAACCCUUGUCCGAGAGCUUAUUUCAAAUGCUCUUUUGCUCCAAGCUGUCCUGUCAAAAAGAAGGUGCAAAGAAGUGUGGAUGAUCAAUCUAUGCUUGUUGCUACAUACGAAGGGGAGCACAACCAUCCUCAACCAGCUCCAUUGGAAUCAACGUCCGGUUCCGGCCGUAGCGCGAGCCUUAGUUCGAUACCUUGUUCAGCGUCUCCAAGCUCAACAGCGCCAAAAGUUGUUACACUUGACUUAACAAAUUCCAAGAGCAAUAAAGAUUCCAAGAACAAUUUUGAACCAAGGAAAGAUUCACCAAAGGUACCAAAGAAUUUGGUGGAACAAAUGGCUACUUCUUUGACAACUGAUCCAAAUUUUAGAGCAGCACUUGUUGCAGCCAUAUCAGGAAGAUUGAUGCACAACAAUUAA
Vicia faba (fava bean) is the source of this 942-nucleotide messenger RNA. Lineage: Eukaryota; Viridiplantae; Streptophyta; Magnoliopsida; Fabales; Fabaceae. The record is from the annotation of a GenBank genome assembly.